Molecule: messenger RNA, 3320 nt
Organism: Morus notabilis
Lineage: Eukaryota; Viridiplantae; Streptophyta; Magnoliopsida; Rosales; Moraceae
Exons: 18
Coding region: 131-3223 (1030 amino acids)
Biological process (GO): RNA polymerase III preinitiation complex assembly
Cellular component (GO): transcription factor TFIIIB complex
Molecular function (GO): TFIIIC-class transcription factor complex binding
Source: RefSeq, a predicted model, not a curated record
ACACGAAUUCAUCUGACGGCGAGAAAGAUAGACAGGAUAUCUCAUUCAUAGACGCUCCUGCGCGCCUCCGCUCGUCCUCUCGUCUCGUCCUUUGCCGUGUGCUAUCAAGUAAUUUACUUGGACGUUCAGUAUGGACCCUUUCGACGACUUUUUUGGAUCUGCUCCCACCCAUGCAAGGGCUGGUGGGAGAUUUCAACCCAAGGUCAAACACCGACCUAAAAAGCAAACAGUUGCAUCAGCUCCUUCAGUGGUCCCGAGUGAUACAAAGGAAAGGACUGGUGGACUUUUUUCCCCAACUUUGGAUGCAGGGAAAUCGGUUUUGCUUACUGCUGUGGUAGAUGAUAGAUUGAAUAUUCAAAAUGGGGUUGAGGAGUCUUUGAAAAAGCAUGAAGAUUCAGUUUCUGGAGUACCAGAGGGUGUAACAAAGGACUGCGGUUCCGUAGAUGCUUUUCUUCAGAAGCGUGGACUAGAAACAACUAGUGGGGUACCAGAGGGUGGUGACGGGCAUUCUGGCUCUCAAGCACCCGAAAGUGAAGUUGAUUUGGUUGGGCUUGAUGUGGAUCAUUUCAUUGGCUCUGGUGUAGAACCUGCCUCAAUUAGUGUUAGGGUAAGUAGUGAACAAGACAUUUCUGCAUCAGCCCCUUCAACUCUGCCCGACUCUAUAGAGGAAAAGCUUGUUACACUUCCCACAAAUGGCUUGGAUACUGGAGCAUCUGUUCAACCUGCUGCUAUUGGGAAAUCGUCAACCGAGGUAGAUUCAAUGCAAUUUGAUGUGGAUCUUUUUGAUGAUAUUCUUUCUGAGUCUACCCCAAGCAGUACUCGGGCUGGUCAUAAGUUUCGAACCAAGAUAAAGCCCCAGGCUCAAAAGGGAGCAACCAGAGGAGUUGCUUCAUCUCUUGAAAAAACGAUUGAAAGCCCAGCGUCCCCAGCCACAUUACCUAUUGUUGACUCUAUACAGUCUGUUCAAUCUAUUGAACCAGCGUCACCAGCCACAUUACCUAUUGUUGACUCUAUACAGUCUGUUCAAUCUAUUGAUACUGGAAACAGCACACCCACUGAACGCAUUGAUUCAUCUCUAGCUACGUCAGAGAUCCUUGGGAGUAGAGAGCCACCAGAAAAUGGUGGUUAUCCGUGUUCAAAUGAUUCAGUUCCCGACAACACUAGAAACUUGGAAGUAGGUAUCCACUCCCAACCACAUGCCACAGAUGCUUUGCAAUCAAAGGUUUCUGUUCCUGAUGCAAGUGAAGAUUGGCAUUCUAGCUUUGGGAAAUCUUUAGGAGAGAAUGUAGACUUAUUUUCUGGGCUGGAAUAUCUUGAUGAUUUUAUUACACAAACUACAAAUGGUACAGGUAGUGAGGCAAGCAAGUCACAGUGUAAGGUUGAUAUGGAUGUCCAGCAUGGGGAUAAGUUUUUAACACCAUUUUCUAUUAAUACUGAUUUGGGAGGUUCUACUUCACCUUCAGGAAUGGCAACUCAUUCGAAGGAAAAUUUUAGUGCGCCAGCAGAUGGCUCCUUUGAGUCUUCAGCAUUCACAAUAUGUGAUGUUGCACCUUCUCAGACUUUAUCUGAUUUUCAUACAACAAAUGACCCAGUCACCUUUAGUGAAACUGUUGUUUCUGACAAACAUGAGGAAGUUCAUAUUAAUAAUGGAAAGCCAGAAACAAAGGUAUCUGGGACUUCAUUUGAUUUUGAAACAUGUGACGCCACUGUUCCUUCUGGGAAACGUGCUGGCAAAUUUCAACCCAAGCCUAAAUUGGGAAAAGGAAAACAGAAACCUAGUACAAGCAACCCUCAAACUCAAGUUAGAUCUUCUCUACCUUCAGAAGAUGCGCAUUUUGUUCCUUUUGACAAUGGAUAUGCACAUGGGGACUCUAUUUCUGAAUUCCUGCGUGAAGACAUUCUUGAUUGCUCGUCUGCAAGAUUUAGCGAUCCUAGUGCUAUAGCACCAACCCCAGAAAUUCAUGGGGAUACAGAACCAACAAACCUUACAGAAGCUACUCAAUUAGAUGACACCGUUUUGGGUAAUAUGCAUUCAGAAGAUGACCCAGGAGUGCUGGGAAAGGGUGGCAAGAGUAGGAUGGGAAAAGAUUGUACUGAACCAAAAUAUAACAGGAAGAAUGAAAAAUCUUCCACCACCAGUCAGGGGGUUGAAGGUGGGAAAUCAUCGAUGCAGUUGAGGAAGCGGAGAAGACGGCUUGUUGACGAGCCAUUUGAUGAAGCCUAUGAUGUAAAUGACUCCACAUGUGAACGUCCCACUACUUCUAAUAGAGAUGAAGACGAGGAUAAUGAUGAUGAAUAUAGAGUGGAUAGUAUGCCUAGGAAGAGGGAAACUCCUAGAAAGGUAAAGGAACCUGUACCUGGAAAUGAGAAACCAGGUCGGAAGCGUAAGAGCACAAAGGAAGCAUAUAAUGAGUCAACCAAGGAACCUCCUAAAAAGUUCUCACAUUCCUCGCGCCGGAGCAAAAGGCGUGUGGAAAAGGCUUUACUUGACACCCCAGAAGAUGAAAUUGAUCCUCAGAGACUGCCUAUCAAGGAUCUUAUUCUUCUUGCAGAACAUAGAGAGCGGAUAGCUAUUAAAGAUGCAGCAAAACUGAAGACACCACAGUCCUAUCAAAGUGCCGAGAAUUCAUUUUGCGAAGAUGCUUCCUACAAUGAAGAGACGUUUGUUUCAGAACAAGGCCAAUAUUCUGACGAUGAUCAACCAAGUUACAAGGUUCAGCCGAGUUCCUUAUACAAUCAUCAGUCAUUUAUGAAGAAAACACCCCGUGCAAGAUGGUCAAAACAAGACACAGAACUUUUCUAUGAGGCUGUUCGGCAGUUUGGGCCAGUUUUUUCCCUGAUAGAACAACUUUUUCCCGGUCGAACACGUGAACAAGUGAAGUUGAAAUUUAAGAAGGAAGGGCGUCAGCAUCCCUUGCGGCUCUCUGAAGCUAUAACUAACCGCAGAAAAGAUCAUUCACAUUUUUUGUCUGUGAUCCAACGGCUGCAACAAGCUGCUGCUCAGGCAAAACAGGAGUCCGAUGAAAAUGAGUCGAUUGCUGUCACAGGGGAGGAAGAGGUGGAGGAGCCAGCCGAUGACACUAAUGAAGGAGAGACGAAAUCUGAGUGGGACAAUGAAGCCGCUAAAGAUCAAGAAGCAGAUGUUGCUGAAGCUGAUAACAGUCCUUUGAAGUUUGAUGAAAAUGAUGAUGACCCGGAUAGAUGGGGCCAAUAUAUUUAUUAGGGAUCAAAAACUAGAAAAAAUAUUUAUUCUAACAUACCAAUUCUUUGUUCCCUUAUCAGCGCUACUAUUUGAUAUUUUAAACCCCGGAAGGGAAAGA